AGUUAGGCGGUUGCUAUGAGCUCCCUCGAUGGGACCACCAGGAGACGUGGAGAUACCCCUAAACUUCGAUCGUCGGCGUAUCGGCCGUUGGCGGUACUGGCGGAUCCGAUCUUCCUCGAGAAGCGACAGCACAGGGAGAUGAAUCGGCUGUGGAGGGACAUUGUCAGAAAGGCUCGGCAAGAGAAAGCAGCCCAGGACUCUUCAAGGGAGUUCGGCUUUGGUGCUAUGACAAGCGACGCAGUAGGGGAAGACAUCCUUGGGAAUAGGGUGGUGACUACAGGGAGCAGUAUGGACGUGCUGGACUCCCUACCGCACCUGGGCUGCCCGGAGGCUUCCCCCGCUCCCAGUUCCUCGGAGGGCUCCAUCGAUGGUCGUUCCCUCCAAGCCGGGGACGUCAGCGAUCCUGGUGUUCAAUGCUCUCGUCCUCGGUUGUUCACUCCUGAGCGUCGACGCAGCCUAUCUCCGGUGAAGCUUCAAAAGCGGCCACGGACAGCGAGUAGGACUCCGGGCUCUCGAGCCGCUGAGAGAGUCGAGCGGCGAAGGGCAUCUCUUAGGUCCCCUGGGUUAUCCCUGGGCCUGCGGGAUUAUUGCGAGACCCCUGAGGAAAACUGGGGGAGCGCGAUGACGGGGCCUUCUGAGUCUACCGCUCAACCGGAAAAUAUCUUUUCGGCUACUGGUGAACCUCUGAGUAGCAUCUUCAUGUCACCACCAAAGCCAACAGGAGGAGGAGGAGGAGGAGGGAGUGGCUUGCUGGAUGGCAUCGAUGGUGAAAAAGAGCAUCAUCAUCAGCCGAUACGCCGUCGUGGCGGAAGAUGUUAGUCG
This is a messenger RNA of Perkinsus marinus ATCC 50983, 822 nucleotides long. RefSeq lists its product as hypothetical. Lineage: Eukaryota; Perkinsozoa; Perkinsida; Perkinsidae. The transcript is spliced from 8 exons. The coding region runs from base 16 to 819 and encodes 267 amino acids. The record is from RefSeq and is a predicted model, not a curated record.